ACAGAUUAUCCCUAACACUUUUACGUGGGUGUGUGUUUGUGCAGUGCUGUUCUGCAUUAUUUUGGGGGCUGUGUUUGGCUGUGUUAGGGAUGUAUAAGAAGAAGAUUAAUAAGGGAAAAGACUGCGGGAUGUUUUUGUGCAGUGUUUCAUGCCUGGUUUGUGGAUUUGUAACACGUCCACUCGUCUAUACAAGUGCAUGAACCAGUCGGCAGUUUGGAGCAGGAAUAGUGAAUGCUGUAAGGUCGUUUAUGUUUUAAAGUGAAACUGCGAAACGAACACUUUGUUCUUUCCGUGGUGUUUACAUCACUUGUUCUUGCUGUGUCAGGAUGCUUUAAGUAUUGCUGAUGUUUUUUUCCUUGCUGCUGUUCAGUUCUCGAUUCUGUUUGGUCAGGAGGUGUUGAUGAAUUGUCUAUAUCAGCAGCUCUGACAAUAGUUCCGGCUGUUGUUCAAAUCACAGGUCUAUAUUAAUGCGCGCCUUAUCGUUUCUAUAGCAACAGCUUGCGUAGAGGCGGACGUAUACGUUAAUCUAAGACUAAGCUUAAACACAUUUAAACAAACCACAACAAAGUAAAAAGACAACGAUAUAAUAUGAUGGUGUUUUCUGUAAGGAGAUAUUUCACUUCACAUUAAUGGAAGGAGUCUCUAGUGUCAGCCCUAGCUUUUUUUUUUUUUCCCCUCAGGCAGGGAGUUUUCCACCACAGGAAAGUCUUCAAGAUGAAGGACUUUGCGCUUUAACUUCGCCAUGUCGUAACUCCUGCAUCACGGCCCACCGCUGUCCAGCGUUUUAAUCUGUACAUGGUGUGUUUUCCUGAAGUGCUGUAGGAACCCUCAGGGUAGCAUUGCAUAAAUCCUGGAGCUCUGCAAUAUUUUGUGUGCGUGUUAAAGUUAUUAUACACCUAUUAUUAUGCUUUUUCAGAUAUCAGCUUUCACAUAGUGUGUUAUAGAGCCGUUUGUGAACGUAAAAACGUCUGCAAAGUUUCAAAAAUCAAAGCACAUGACAAACUGAGUUAUUGACUCUCAAAAGAAGGAAGUGAUUCUGAACAGCUGAAACGAGUCGUUAGUCAUUCCAGACUUACUUCCUGUACAGACCUGCGUAGGUUUGUAAUAAAAAGCCCCGCCUCUGGUGUUGAUUUUUUUUCAUAUGGAGCUGAAACUCAUUAUGGUAGUGGGCGUUUCCUUUCUUUUAUAGUUAGUCAAUCCGUACAGGAUUUCGCAACAUUUUUUUUUGUGUGUGUGAGAUUGUUGUGGCCAAAAUGCUUGAUUUUUCUACUGUUUUUUUUUUUUUUUUUUCCGAAAUCUGCGACGCAACCUGCAGGGCAAUUGCACAGAAUUGAGUUGCAUGGUCAGUCCCUCCAGGGGUUUGCAGAUCGCAGAAAACAACGCAAAAUCAAGCAAACUUCGCUGCAGAAUUGGGCCGAGACAUGUCAUGUGACUUCAUCACAGUGCGCAUUCAGCCAAAACCCCCUACGAUUCGCUUGCGUCAAACAUGAGUCACAUUUACUGACAAAAAUGCCGUUUCGCCAGUUCAAGAAGUUUUCUGCAAAAAAAAGCACCCAAAAAAGAAAUUGUGCAUCACAAAUUUUGAGAGAAAAAGCCGCAGCAAAAUCAAGAACUUUUAGCCAACAAUCAUGCAAAAAAAAACUCUGCAAAAUCCUGUACAGUCUGGUAAAUAAGACCUGUUAGCUGUACUCGUGUUUGACACACGUGAAUCGAAGAGGGCUUUGGCUGACUGUGCGUUGCAAUGACGUCACAUGACGCAUCUUGGCCCAAAUCUGCGGUACUUUUGAAACAUUGCAAGCUUCUCUGAAUAUUGCAGAGUUUCUGCGAUCACAGAACCCUUGAGGGACUGUUUAGGCUGUACAGGCUAGUCAAACUGAUUGUUCUAGUAUAGCUGAAUAUUUCCUGAUCCGAAACCUCAACAUCUUAAAAACAAGCAUAAAUUAAAACUGCGAUUUUAAUAAACCCAGGGAGAUUUUUCUUUAUACAAUUCAAGACGUUUUAAAUCUGCACUUUAACACUGUUCAGGUUGUCUUCUGUGGAUGGAAAUGCCAUAUUAAGAAUUUCUUUACUUCUGUAAAGAGUGCUAUUAUUACGUUUAAGUGUUGAGCUGUCAUCAUUUAUCAUAGGUUUGGCACUUCGAGUGCUGUGAGUUAAUAUUUACCUUUCAGUGUGUUAUUUUAGCUUUAAUUUGGUUUUGAGCACAAUGUGCUGCCGUUUUUACUUUCUGCACACGGUUCACAUAAUUAAUAGGCAGGGAGAGAAUAUGUCAUUUUGGUAUACAUACCGCUAUUAUAGGCUUUAACGUUGUAACAGGCUGUUAUUUAUUUAGUUUUACGUGUUGUACAUAAUGUUCUGUUCUCUUAUUUCCUCUCACUUCAAUAAAGUCAACUCUGUGUCCGUUGAGUCACUGCUGAAGGCGCCUUGCCAAAACCAUUAACUUGCGAUUUUUUUUUUUCUUUCUUUCAAGAUCACAUUUGCUGACUCUGUCUCCUGCUUUCGAACAAGUAAAACAAAUCUGUGCAAAGGUCAUUAGGUCCAGUGCAAAAUGACCAUCUAAUCUAAAUUGUCUCCAGCAAGAAUGAUCUAUUUUUCUCUGAUUUACUCUGUGAUGUAACGUUAGUCCCUUUUAAACACCGUUCUUCCUGGAUCACUUACUCCUGUUGCAGGGUUAGGUGGAAUUAGCAACUUAAAAAUCACAGCUUAUCAGAUAACAACACAACAAGGAGUUCAAGUGCAUCCUGAGACAUUCUGUGCUUGGAUGAUUAAUGUGGCAAAAGUUUGGCCUGGCAGUGCGGGUGGAAAUGGAUAUUUGGCUGCGUUCAGAAUGAACGAUCAUGGUGACCGAGUAAAGAAACCUCUGGAAAAACUGGCAUAUUGAAAUUGGUUCAUUGUUUCAGUGUAGAGUUUAAAUUCAAGAUUAAGCAAAAACAUUUUCAGGUUCAGAAAUGUCAGUGGCACUAAUUGAAGUCAGUUCGCUUGCUCUGAUUUUGUGCACUCUGAUCCCAUUUCAGUUCAAAUCUAGUCUCAAGCUAAAAUGAAAAUGAAACCAUUUAGCAAAACAUCAUUCGUUAGUGCCGUUUGUUUUAAUGGGUGGAGCUGCUUUGUGUUGUUUGCACACAACCUUUUCACUUUACACUGUGGGCUAUACAUUGGCUGUGUCUCAAAUCGAUUGCUGGUGGUGCCGUACGUAGAUAAUUACCAUCUAGGGGAGGAAAAUGGGCAAGUGGCUGGCCACACACUUGAAGAUUUUAAGCCCGAUUUCCACCCUCUCCAACCAUCGGGGACAAUUCGAGUCUUGUCGCUGCCGACUUUUUGCCCAAAAAAUUCACUCAAUUGUGUGGUGUCAUUUAUGAUUAUUUUACAGCUCGGGACUGAGCCGGAGCCUCCCCGAUCCAAAAUCGUAAAUAUCAAACACGUAUGAGGCGGGAUACCCGCAAUAGCCAAUGAGAGCGAGCAAGGCUCACCAACCAGGUGUUGCGUGCUUUGAUGGCGGAAACAUGGCAGCCACAAACAUGCCACGAAUGUGGAGUAUGGUUCCGCAAUAGAGACAACCGAAGAAAAUUUUAACAGCAUAUUGAGCCUAGGAUGCUGUGCUCUCUGGUUCUUGAGAGAGAGAGCGAGAGAGUUAAAUAAUUUUCUGCUGUGUAAAUGAGGUGGAGAUCCUCGAGAUCGUUACUAUGUUCGUUACUGUGAAAUCGUUACUACAAUAGACAGGUGUGUGUGGUCUCGCGGUCUGGCCGAAUCGUCUAGCGUGUGCAUACGGAGGAUUAUAAUGUAAAAAAUCGUUUGAAACUGUCCUUAUAUCUGUGGUCUCCCACGGUUUUAAAAUCGGCUAAGAUUUUUUAAAAAUCAUUUAGUGUGUCCCUGGUAUAACCCGGGCACCUGAGACAAGCAGAUUUCAUGUCUGGGCUGUUUGUUUUAUUAUUCAUAGCUGCCUGACAGACAAGGUGUUUCAACAACCAGAACCAGACAAAAUAACCUAGUCUGUAUUGAUAAGCAUUGUUGCGCAAGUUUAAAUUUGAUGCGCUUCACAGUCGUGCCUUGAUGCUGUAAUUAUAGCACAAGCUGCUCUUUCCAAAUCUCACCACAUGCUGCACUACACGCAUCAGUUGACACACAAGAACAGUAUCUGUAGAGCGGUUUUUACUAGGCGCAUUUACAGACAAUCUUCAGGAACGGGCAGUUAUGUGGAAACACUAAUUAAGCUGAGCAAAAUAAACCGCAGAGAACAUGUGUCAUAUAACUCUCCUGCUAGCACAACAUGAGCAGUACGUCACCUCACACCGAGACAAAAAAUAAUGUACAGAUCAUCAUGGAAAAAUACAACAAGCAUGAUAAGUGCAUCCUGAGAAGUAGUACUUUUUUGUUGUUGUUGUAUUUAUUUGUGAUAGUUUCUAUAUGACCUAUUUUUAUGACAUUUUCUAUUUUGUCCCAAUGCUGCUCAGUAUAUUGCACAAUUCUUAAACGGUGGUCUUUAUCCAUGAGAACGAGCAAACUAGGAAUUUCCUUGUCCGAGGCAAACAUGUCUUGCACCUCCAGGGUUGGGGGUUCGAAUCCCACUUCUGUCCUGUGUGUGUGGAGUUUGCAUGUUCUCCCUGUGCUUUGAAGGUUUCCUCCAGGUACUCCGGUUUCCUCCCCCAGUCCAAAGACGCGCGUUGUAGGCUGACUGGCAUUUCCAAUUGUCCGUAGUGUGUGAUUGUGCCCCGCGAUGGUUGGCACCCCGUGCUGGGUAUCCCCCGCCUUGUGCCCCGAGUUCCCUAGGAUAGGCUCAACAACCCUGUGUAGGAUGAGCGGUAUGGAAAAUGGAUGGAUAUAUUACUAUAUUAUUUAUCAUGAUAUUGAUAUUAUAUCAUCAUAUCGCCCAGCCCUACAUAUUAUAAUAAAGUUCUUGUAUUUUGAAUCUUUAUAUUUCUACACAAAUAGCUAACCAACUUUUAAUUGGACACCUUAGGAAAAAGUCUUAAAAUUAGUUAGUUUACUAUAUAGGUCUUUUCAUGCACUCACGAUGAUGAUUUGAGACACACUCCUAUGCUUUCAGUAGGCUACAAUUCUGCUGAUGUCAGAGAGGUCCUGUGACUCCAGGAAACACCGCAGUCACACUGACAGAUAGGCGCAAAGCCCUACUUAGAGUCACCUGUCCUAAAUAGCAGCUCCGUCUCAGUUUCAUUCUCACACACCAAGUAAACACGCAGCGUGUAGCUAAGAGAGAUCUGUGGCGCCUUACUUCCAUGUGUAUUUGACUUGACCUCAUGCAGGUAUUCGAGUAAGCAGUCAAUGAAGACCGAUUGAAAUCCACCAUCUUUCCUAAGCCAUUCCGUCCCGGAGUGAUCCGCUGUGUUUUACCUUGAAGAGGGUGGGGGCACAGACUAAUUAACUUCUGACACUUUGUCCACACUGGAAACCGGCUAGGCCUGGUUUUAUUACUGUAGUGAGAAAAUCUUUGAGGCAAUGAGCUUUUAACAAGCCUUUUUACAAGCCUUUAGAAUUUAGGCUUGUUAGCAGAUUCUGACCUGACAUUCUUUGUUUUAAAUGCCGUUUUAGAAAGUCUGUGUUGAUAUAGUCCCAGUCCAGCAGGAGCGUAAAUGUGCCCCAUGUUUGCACACUAAGCGGACUUCCAUUCACCUGCAAUUGCCGUUCCUGCUCCAGCUCUCACAGUUUCUGCUGUUGCUUCCAUUACUGUGAUUGCGACACCUCAAGUCACAAAUUCUGAAUCCUUCCUUGUGAGGUCAUUUACAGUUUCCUUUUCUUGGUUAAUGGGCCUCGUGUAACAGGAUGAUGUUUAAAUUUAGCAGGAGGACGUAAGCAGAUCACAGGCUUUCUAAUAAAGGCAUGUCUUGUUUCCAGAAACUCCAAAAUGGAUUGUAAAUUACAUGUUGACAUGGAGGUAAUCCACAGACUGAAGUUUGUGCUUGAUAGUGCGUACAGCAUGCCCUAAAGAGGACAUUUCAGCCUGAGUAGAUAAAGUCAGUGCACUAUAAAGGAAUAGUGUGUUCCUAAUGUUGCUUGCACUUUCCCCAAAAGAAAGAUAACUUGGCCAGGAUUUUGUAAACCUUGAUCCUUGGUUGCUCUGCACGUAUCUCGCACUGGCGAGUGAGGAUGAAGGCGCCGGGCCGCGGGCGUCGCUGAACAUGUACGCGGCAUCAGGGAUGACUGAGUGCAAGGCCGAGGUGACGCCGUCGACGCGCAAUGGCCACCGCGUGUUCAGCUACACGCUUGAGAGCCACACGGCCGCUGCCUUCGCCAUCAUGAAUGAGCUGCGGCUUGAGCGGCAACUCUGUGACGUCACGCUGCGAGUAAAAUACAACGACCUGGAGGCUGUGGACUUUGUGGCACAUAAGGUGGUGCUGGCAUCCUCCUCACCUGUCUUCCGCGCCAUGUUUACCAAUGGCCUGAAGGAGUGUGGCAUGGAGGUAGUGCCCAUCGAAGGGAUCCACCCACGGGUAAUGGGACGACUGAUAGAGUUUGCCUACACGGCAAGCAUCUCAGUCGGAGAGAAGUGCGUCAUCCACGUGAUGAAUGGAGCUGUGAUGUAUCAGAUCGACAGCGUGGUGAAGGCCUGCUGUGAUUUCCUGGUGCAGCAGUUGGACCCGAGCAACGCCAUUGGCAUCGCUAACUUCGCUGAGCAGAUUGGCUGCACCGAGCUACACCAGAAAGCCCGCGAGUACAUCUACAUGAACUUCAGCCAGGUGGCGACGCAGGAGGAGUUCUUCAAUCUCUCUCCAUGCCAGCUGGUAACGCUGAUCAGCCGUGAUGAGCUGAACGUACGCUGUGAGUCCGAGGUAUACCAUGCAUGCGUGGCGUGGGUGCAGUAUGAGCGUGACGAGCGGAGGCCAUACAUGCAGGCACUGCUACAAGCCGUGAGGUGCCACUCACUUCCGCCACACUUCCUGCAGCGCCAGCUUGAGCACUUUGAAUGGGACGCACAGAGCAAGGAUUAUCUAGCACAGAUCUUUCAGGACCUGACACUGCACAAGCCCACCAAGGCAUUGGCAUGCCGCACACCUAAGGUACCGCAACUUAUCUACACAGCCGGUGGCUAUUUCCGCCAGUCACUCUGCUACCUCGAGGCGUUUAACCCAGGCACUGGUGCCUGGCUGCGCCUGGCGGAUCUUCAGGUGCCCCGCAGUGGCCUGGCAGCAUGUGUGAUCAGCGGGCUCUUCUACGCCGUUGGAGGGAGGAACAAUGCACCCGAUGGCAACAUGGACUCCAACACUCUGGACUGCUACAACCCUAUGAACAAUUGCUGGCUCCCAUGCGCCCCAAUGAGUGUACCCCGGAACCGAAUUGGCAUUGGGGUCAUUGAUGGUAUGAUCUACGCCGUUGGGGGCUCACAUGGAUGCAUCCAUCAUAACAGCGUAGAGAGGUACGACCCGGAAAGAGACUCGUGGCAACUGGUGGCCCCCAUGCUGACCCGGAGAAUAGGGGUGGGCGUGGCUGUCAUUAACCGCCUCCUCUACGCAGUGGGUGGGUUUGAUGGAACGCAUCGUCUGAGUUCGGUGGAGUGUUACAACCCUGAGAAAGACGAAUGGAGGGGCACAGCACCCAUGAACACUGUCCGCAGCGGAGCAGGUGUGUGCGCACUGAAUAACCAUAUCUAUGUAAUGGGUGGCUACGACGGCACCAAUCAGCUGAACACGGUGGAGCGCUAUGACGUGGAGACCGACAGCUGGACCUUCAUCUCAUCAAUGAGACACCGGCGCAGCGCACUGGGAGUCACCCCCCACCAAGGACGCAUCUACGCACUCGGAGGAUAUGAUGGGAACACAUUUUUGGACAGCGUGGAAUGCUAUGACCCUGAAACGGACACAUGGGCCGAGGUCACGAGGAUGACCUCUGGGCGGAGCGGGGUCGGUGUUGCGGUUACCAUGGAGCCGUGCCAAAAAGAUUGUAAGAAGGGUUGUCCGAAAGAUUGUCAGAAAGAAUGUCAGAAAUUCUAGUGCCUCCUCUCUUCUCCUUGCUCUUUGUCCUUCCAUAUUUCUAUUCCUUCCUCUUUCAGCCAGGAUCACCAGUGAUUAAAAUUCUGGUGCUUCGAGAACUUUCAGAGUCUUCUAUAAAGGAGAGCAAACGGGUCUCUGGACAUUUACAGGGUUCAAAGCCGUGGUGUUGACUAUGAGAUCGGAGAGGCCAGAAGAUGCUUCCAGACAGGACUGGUUAAUAUUUAUU
This is a messenger RNA of Ictalurus furcatus (blue catfish), 8163 nucleotides long. It is a transcript of the gene keap1b, whose product is annotated as kelch-like ECH-associated protein 1b. NCBI's taxonomy places the organism in Eukaryota, Metazoa, Chordata, Actinopteri, Siluriformes, Ictaluridae. The transcript has 7 exons. Gene Ontology annotation, molecular function: protein binding. The coding region runs from base 6129 to 7937 and encodes 602 amino acids. The record is from RefSeq and is a predicted model, not a curated record.